GAGGAAUAAUCUAGAAAUGCGCCAGGUUAAUGCGACGUGUCCAAUCCAUUAUUAGCAUCCAACGUGGCAUAUCGCCGCUCCUUGUAAAUGAUAUGACCUCUGCUUUUAUAUGAUCUUUUUUUUUUUUUGAAAAAUCUCUCACUCAUACUAGUACUUGAACUCGUCGGACUAGAAGACUUUAUUUGAAGAAUUUUAGAUUUUAACUGUUGGUUUGGAUGGCGGUAAAUGAUAGAAACGAUAAGGAGCAGGAAGAUGGGAAAAUGGAGGAAGGCAAAAAAGCAACAGUGUAUAUGUGGGGUUAUCUCCCGGGAGUUUCACCGGAGAAAUCACCCAUACUGAAUCCGAUAUCGGUGAAUUAUCCAGAUGCAGAUGAUUCAUGGAAGGAUGUAUGUGGUGGUGGUUGUGGUUUCGCCAUGGCAAUAUCAGAAGGUGGAAAGCUGGUAACAUGGGGAUCGGCUGAUGAUGAAAAUCAAAGUUACGUGACAUGUGGAAAGCAUGGGGAAACUCCUGAGGCUUUUCUUCUUCCUUCUGAAGCUUCCAUCCUCAAAGCUGCUGCUGGUUGGGCUCAUUGUGUUUCCGUCACAGAUACGGGGGAACUGUAUACAUGGGGAUGGAAAGAGUGCGUUCCGCUUGGAAAAUUUCCUCGUGAUGGGGCUUCUUGGGGAGCCCUCCAGAAGGAUAAUGCUGCCAAGCAAAAUGUGUUGUCAACUGAACAAGUGAGUUCAGCGUCUUCUGAUGACAAAAGGAACGGAGAGGAAAUUGUGAAGCGAAGAAGAGUGUCACUGAAAGAAGAAAAUGAAAAUUCGGAAUAUGGAGAUGAAUAUUUCACAGUAACACCGGCUAUUGUGUCUUUGGGUCCAGGAGUAAGGAUCACCUCCGUGGCUGCUGGUGGGCGCCAUACUUUAGCCCUGUCUGAUACGGGACAGGUUUGGGGUUGGGGAUACGGAGGAGAAGGGCAGCUAGGUUUGGGGUCUCGUGUAAAAAUGGUGUCUUCUCCCCAUCUCAUACCAUUUACUGAGCAACCUGCUACUGGAAAACACAGAUCUUCAGUAGUUCAUAAUGGAAGCACAAAUCUGCCAGCACAAGUUUCUAAAUUCCCUGGAAGUUGUGUGAAGGAGAUUGCUUGUGGAGGUCGGCACAGUGCAGUAGUAACAGAUGCUGGAACAGUACUUACAUUUGGCUGGGGACUUUACGGGCAGUGUGGACACGGGAGUACAAAUGAUCAGUUGAGACCAACUUCUUUACCUUCUCUAUCAGGAAUCCAAAUUGAAAGAAUUGCUGCUGGCCUAUGGCACACUAUGUGCAUCACCAUCGAUGGUCGUGUAUAUGUAUUUGGCGGGAAUCAGUUUGGACAAUUGGGUACUGGAGCUAGCCAGGGCGAGACUGUACCUAGACUCUUGGAGGAUCCAUGUCUGGAGAGUAAGCUGGUGAAGAUGGUUUCUUGUGGUGCUCGGCACAGUGCCAUUCUACUAGAGGAUGGCCAAGUAUUUUCCUGGGGUUGGAACAAGUAUGGUCAGCUUGGCGUGGGCGAUUCAAUUGAUCGUAACACCCCUACUCAAGUUCCCAUUGAAGGUUGUCGACCAAAAAUGGUGGCAUGUGGCUGGUGGCACACAUUGCUGCUAGCUGAAACACCUCUGAAAUCCUAGAUCUGUAAAACAAGUGAAAGAUCGACUUUCCACUACACCGUUCAGGAUGGUCAGGUCUACACUGCGGAUCACCUGGGCUAUCUCCAAGAAAACGCCACGAUCAUCGCAUAGCAUCUGCAGCAGAUGCUAUUUAGCAAAUCUUGUAAAGCAAAUGUUCCAGAGAAUCUAAAUUGUAUGAGGAUUUGUCCUGGUAUGCAAGAUCUUCCACAACUAUUGGGCAUAUCUGGAGCUCAUCUCCAAAUUCAAAUGCCCAGUAUUUCCAAUUUGGCUUAUUCUCUUUGGCUUCAGACAGUCUGCAGUUCUUGCGGUCAGAAACUUGCAAACCCAUUUCAGCUCGAUUACGAUGCGAUGCGUAUCAGUUGUCAAUUCUCAGUGGCCUAAACAGUGCAGUGAUUUCUCGUUGUUGUUAAUACAGUUAUGCCCUGUUAUGUAUAACAUGUUGUGUGUGUUUUGAUAUUGUUUA
Populus nigra (black poplar) is the source of this 2109-nucleotide messenger RNA. RefSeq names its product ultraviolet-B receptor UVR8-like. Lineage: Eukaryota; Viridiplantae; Streptophyta; Magnoliopsida; Malpighiales; Salicaceae. The transcript has 12 exons. Bases 216 to 1646 code for a protein of 476 amino acids. The record is from RefSeq and is a predicted model, not a curated record.